CAAGCCAGUAUUUUUAGCCAUUCUCGUCCUUAGUUCCUUCCAUACGUAUCGAUAAUCAGUCCUGGACACUACCCGUAAUUCAGUUGUUAUUGUUUCUGCGCUUCUCUAUAUAUUUGGCGGUUUCGGUUUCAAUUUCCCGCGCUACGUUUGUUAAUAUUUAAUCCUGGCGCCGGAAUGAGCAGGAUUCAAGUGAAUUUAAACGCGUACCCUACUUGAACAAUACUAUAUACUAUUUUUUACUCCCUUAAUUGUUAAUAAAUUGAAUUUUUGGACUAGUGAUGAUCAAAUCGGAAGAGAGAAAUGUAAAAUCGGCAGUGGCAUGGGCUGGAUCCGAUAUAAUCAUUAAAAUUUGUACGCCUUUCGAGUCAGAAGUACUGCAAGAUUUAGACGAUGGGUUGGAUUUUAUUGAAGGACAAGGAGAAGAUUUUGAGAGAGCAUUAGAAAGUACAGGAUUUGGAAAAUUCCAUUUUUCUUUACUGGCAGUAUGUGGACUGAUCUACCUCAACACUGCGGUGGGGAUCACCAUCAUAUCAUUUGUUUUACCAUCCGCGACAUGCGACUUUCAAAUGUCAUCCUCAGACAAGGGAUGGCUCACGGCAGCUCCGAUGUUUGGCAUGUUAAUUGGUUCGUAUUUUUGGGGAUGCCUGGCUGACACGAAAGGUAGGAAAACCGUCCUAAUCGCUGCCUUAAUUAUGGAUGGAAUCUGUGGACUACUAUCCAGUAUUUCCCAAGUCUUUUGGCUGUUCAUGUUCCUCAGGUUCUUAAAUGGCUUUGCUAUUACUGGAGCCAUGGGUAUCUGUUUUCCAUACCUUGGAGAAUUUCAACCAGGAAGAUAUAGAGAGACCAUUCUAUGUUGGAUGGAGUUAUUUUGGACUCUUGGUGUGAUCGUAUUGCCAGGUAUUGCCUGGAUUAUUAUUCCUAUGGAGUUCGAAUACAUUACGCCUAGCUUUAAGUUUGCCAGUUGGAACCUGUUCGUAGCCACUUGCGCCGUGCCCAGUAUUUUGAUAGGGAUGUGGCUGUUCUUCUUUCCAGAAAGCCCAAAGUUCCUGCUGGAGUGCGGUGAGCCCGAUGCCGCUUUGGAAGUGCUGAGGGACAUGUACUCCAGUAACUAUAGUGAUGACGGAGCUAACUUUCCAGUAACAAGCUUGCGAGAAAAAGUCAGAACCAUGAGCGUAGUAUCCCAACAGUCCACUCGAAGCAUUCGAAGCCUAAGGAUACGAAAACCCAAAGAACUUAAACUUCUUCUCCAAGAAAUCUGGGAACAAACCAAAGCUCUUUGCAAGCCACCACACUUGCGUUACACAGUGAUAACCUGCGCCAUUCAGUUUGGCCUGACAACAAGCUACUACACUUUGAUGAUCUGGUUUCCUGAACUGUUCUAUCGUUUUGAAGAGUUCGAAAGUGUACACCCCAACGAAAAAGCUACAGUGUGCGAAGUGUCUUCUGUAGUCCUCUACCCAGGUAACAGUACGGGUACUGGUGGUGUGGAGGAGUUCUGCGGGGAACCGAUAGCAGAUUCUGUGUUCCUGCACACUUUAAUCAUUGGACUGGCUUGUAUACCUACCAGCUUCUGGCUGCCUUUGUGCGUGCAUAGGUUGGGAGCGAAGUUUUUUCUGGUUUUCAGCCUUUUGGUUGCCGGUUCUGUGACCAUCGGACUGUAUUUUGUUAAUUCAACCAACUCCAACUUGGCCUUGUCGUGUAUUUUCGAGGCUCUAACCAGUUUGGGGAUCAGUACUGUGUACUGUGUGAUGGUUGAUCUGUUUCCAACAAAUUUAAGGGUAAUGGCAGCAGCUUUAUCCUUGACUUUUGGAAGGGGUGGAGCCCUAAUAGGUAACCUACUAUUUGGAUUUCUCAUCGACUUAAACUGCGUCGUGCCAAUAGUACUUUUCGCAGCCAUGCUUUUUGGAAGUGGAUUGCUGUGUUUACUUUUACCCAAUACAGGAGGAGGUGCCUUAGAGUAAAUUCAAAAACAUUGCAUUUUUGUAUAGAUUUUUCAAUACUGCCGAGUUUUCCUCUGAAACAUGAAAAAGAGAGGAAAUGGUGCAUAAGAAACACAACAGUACCGAUAGAGUUAUACAGGGUGUCCCAGGCUGAGCUUACUCAGCCUGGAUCACCCUGUAUACGUAUAUUUUUGUAAAAUGUAUAUUGACAUUUUUUUUCUUAGUAUCUUUAUACUUUUAGACGAACACUUAUAUUGCAACUCACGGUAUUUUUUAAUGUGAUAUUAUUGUAUAUCUUGUAAAAAUAAUGCAAUAAUCUAGUUUGGAUCUUUUCGAUCUGAUAUUAUAUUUUAGGGUUAAAAUUAGAUAGUUUAUUGUUAUAUAGGUCAUAGCUAAUAGUUUGUACAAAGUGGAUGUUAUAUAUCUGAGAUAUAUUUUUGCAAGGUAAGCUAAGGGCAUAGCCCAAUGACAGUUAAGUCUCUGUUAUUUUGUAUACGACAUGUUUUU
Molecule: messenger RNA, 2447 nt
Organism: Sitophilus oryzae (rice weevil)
Lineage: Eukaryota; Metazoa; Arthropoda; Insecta; Coleoptera; Curculionidae
Product: synaptic vesicle glycoprotein 2B-like
Exons: 9
Coding region: 279-1961 (560 amino acids)
Biological process (GO): transmembrane transport
Cellular component (GO): membrane
Molecular function (GO): transmembrane transporter activity
Source: RefSeq, a predicted model, not a curated record